Salvia miltiorrhiza (redroot sage) is the source of this 1023-nucleotide messenger RNA. RefSeq names its product EPIDERMAL PATTERNING FACTOR-like protein 2. The record is from RefSeq and is a predicted model, not a curated record. Gene Ontology annotation, biological process: stomatal complex development; guard cell differentiation. NCBI's taxonomy places the organism in Eukaryota, Viridiplantae, Streptophyta, Magnoliopsida, Lamiales, Lamiaceae. The transcript has 3 exons. Bases 351 to 716 code for a protein of 121 amino acids.
UGAUCCGUAUAGAGAAAGCGGUGCAACAAGAUUUAAGCUUGAGAAUCUCAUAUAUACAUUUCAAACCACUAAGCCUCUCUCUCUCUGUCUUUACUCGUCUAUGCCUUGUCAAAAUUCCCAUCAGCCUCUCUCCAUUUUCACCUUUGUUCUGCUCAUCCACCUGGUGAUGUAGAUUUAUCCACUGCAAACUCUAUAUUUCCACUUAUCGAAAGUCUCAACUGCAAAACUCGAUUGUUUUUUUGGUAGCUUACUCCCUAAAGGAGAGACCCUCCACGUCCUAUGUUGUUCUUCUCUUCCACACUAUUACUAUUACUAUUUCUGCGCCUCUUCAUUUUCCAUUUCUCUCAAACAUGGGCUGCGCCCAAAAUCUCAUUUUCGCCUUCCCACUUCUCAUUCUCCUCAUCUCCACCACUUCCCACCUCAGAUUAUUCGACGUUGAAGGCCGAAAGCUAUCUCAAACACCGCACAAAUCCCAGACGAGUUUGAAGGAAGAGAAGGCAAUGUGGAGAGCUCAAAUCGGGUCGAGGCCGCCGCGGUGCGAGCGGCGGUGCGGAUCCUGCGCGCGCUGCGAGGCCAUCCAAGUCCCCACCAACGGCCGAAUCAACAGCUCCGGCGCCGUGGCCGUGGGCGUGGCCGGCGCCAGAGACCAAGGCGCCUCCAAUUACAAGCCCAUGAGCUGGAAAUGCAAAUGCGGCAACCUCAUUUUCAACCCUUGAUCUUCAUCUUCAUCUGAUUUUUUUUGUGUUCAUUACUCGUAAUAUAAUAUUAAUAUCAAUAUCCCCAGCCAAAUGAAAUGAAAUCAUAUAUAUCAGAAAAUGUGGAUGUUUCAGUUUCAUUCAAGUCUGUGUAUCUGAAUCUGGGAAAGCAAUUAGGAGCUCUUUUUGUGAGCAUCUUCAAGUUUUCCUCAUUUGGUGGCAUAACCUUUGGGUGACAACUGUUGAUAUAUAUAUUUGUAGAUGUUAAUGCAAUCUUACCCGCCAGAUUGAUGAGGGCAAUCAUAUAUAUAAAUGUAUGAUUUGAUAU